AUGGCUAGCUUAUGGAGAUCAAAGGAAGUUAUGGGUCGAUCUAAGCCUGAUGGUAAGUGCAAGAAACACCCAAAACACAAACAAUCACCAGGUGUUUGCUCCGUUUGUUUAAGUGAAAAGCUUUCUCAACUUUCGACUAGUGCUACUACUUCACGUAGUACCUCUACUAAUACAAUGGAUUACUCCUCUUCUUCUUCAUUGUCAUCCUAUUAUUCUUCCUCUUCAUGUUCUUCCUAUUCGUCUCCAAUGCAUCGUUUUCAAUAUCCCACUCAAGGGAGAGGUUCUUUGCCUGUGUUCUUCAAUAGCAAGAAUAUUUUUCUCACCAGGAGUAGAUCUUUGGCUUUUGUUCCAAGAAGAGGGAAUAAAGAUUGUCAUGAGAAGAAGAAAGGUGGUUUUUGGUCCAAGUUGAUUCGUCUUCCAAAAAAUAAGAAGGUUGAGGAAGGAUUGGUACACUCUAGGACCAUGAGGGAAAGGGUUAUCAUCACUAGCUAG
Dovyalis caffra is the source of this 492-nucleotide messenger RNA. Lineage: Eukaryota; Viridiplantae; Streptophyta; Magnoliopsida; Malpighiales; Salicaceae. The record is from the annotation of a GenBank genome assembly.